Messenger RNA from Pogona vitticeps (central bearded dragon), 5448 nucleotides. The record is from RefSeq and is a predicted model, not a curated record. NCBI's taxonomy places the organism in Eukaryota, Metazoa, Chordata, Lepidosauria, Squamata, Agamidae.
ACCCGUGAGCCUUACCUGCCAUGUCUCAACAGAAGUUGUCAUCAAGAGUUACCAUGUCUUCUCAAGGCUCUGGCCUUCAAGAGCAAACAGUGCUGAGGGCUCCAAAGAGGAGCACCAGCUACCUCUCCAAUCUCUAUCAGAACAUGUUGCGGGAUGGGGAAGCCAGGCCGGCAGAACCAAGGAAGCAUCAGCCACCGCACACCACCAGCAGCUCCAAUCUUCUGAACAUCUCAGUUGGUGCAAAGAUGGAGUACAGAAAUGCCCAGAACAUCACAGCUCCUACUUGUGACCCGCAUCUCAGGCCCAUCAUGCGCCGGCGGGCUAGAUCCUUGCCCAGUUCACCAGAGAGGAGGAGGAGCAUGGUGGCAUCAUGUCGUCUUCCAGGGUGCAGUUCUGGUGGGAACCGGGUCCGGUUUGCAGAUGCGUUGGGCUUGGAGCUGGCUGAAGUGAAAGUAUUCCAAGCUGGGGAGGAUCCCUCUAUUCCUCUGCAUGUUCUCUCGCGGCUGUCCAUCAAUUCUGACCUUUGCUGCAAACGGCUGGACCUUGAAUUCACCAUGCAGUGCCUGGUGCCUGAUUUCCAACAGCCUGCUGACUGUGAGACCUUCCUCAGCUGCCUGAAACAGCACCAGGUGUGCCUCGAACGAGUCACCAACUCAGAUCUAGGCCUGAGUGGCACUGUUAGAGUGAUGAAUGUAGCCUUUGAGAAGGAGGUGGCUGUGCGCUACACCUUCAACCAGUGGAGGAGUCAGCAUGAAGUCAUGGCCCAGUGGCACAGUCAUGUCCCUGGCACAGAUGGUCAGGAUUCAAUGGAUGUCUUCGUCUUCUUCCUUCCUGUGCCCCCGUUUCUCCUCCACCUGAGCUCCGUGGUCGAGUUUGCAGUGUUGUAUCGAGUCAACGGAAAAGAGUAUUGGGAUAACAAUCAAGGGGAAAACUACAGUCUUAGAUAUCGGGAGCAUCCACUGAAAAUGCCCAGAGAAUGUGAAGAAAGCUGGAUCCAUUUCAUCUAAGCAAAACAAGGAGGCAGAGUUGCUGCUGAUGUUGCCUCCUCCUCCACUGCCUUGGGCUUGCUCUGCUUCCUUUGGCAUUGCUGUCCUCUUUGAGGCACCAAAGAAACCCUUCAGAAUGACAAAAGAUUGAUCACAAUAAAAGAAUAACAAGGGACCUGCAAAAAAGUAAUUGGGAAAAGAGGGUGCUCCUAUAUUAUUUUAUUUUUGCAAACAGGAUAAAGGGUCAUAACUUGAAUUGAUUUUCAUCCCAAACCUCUAUGUACAUGUGUGUUGAAGUGAGUAACUAACACCAGAAAGGAUACGAUCAGGAGAAGUGAGCUUGUUUGGCUGUUUUUGUUUGCUCUUGCCAUGGAUGAGAAAGUCUCUUCAUUUAACUAGGCUGGAUAUUUUAAAACAUACAGUUUAUUUUUCCCCAUACUUUGGCAGUACAGUUUUGCACUUCAGUCAAUGCACUUUUGCACUUUGCUUUUUGUAAAUCUUUGGCAGCUCACAGGUGGCUUGCUUGUCCUGCUUUAUAGUAGAGAAGAAAACGUUGCCUAGUUUGUAUGCAGUAGAUCAGUACUUCAGGGCCUGGGGUAUAAAAAAGGAGAGUAAAUACUGCAAAUGGUUAAGCAGAACUAUAUUUUGACAUUGCAUUUUAUAAAAUAAUGCCUGACAGGGUCCUUACCUAUUAGUCAUUCAAGACCCUAAAUGCUGAAGUAUUAUAGGAUAACUCUUUCUUGCUGAAAAAGGAAAAACUAUGCAGUUUGUUUAUUUGCAGGAAAAGUUAUUUUUCCUACCAAGUUAGAACCAAAUCAGAUCUGCAGAGGGAAAAGAAUACAUGCAAAGUUUCUCUUUCCUUGUUUGUUUCCUUUUUUAGAAUAAACUUUUGCACUUUUGUAAUAUACCCCUUUUGAGGAUAUCCAGAGUACUGUAUGAGCCACCGUCACGGGUAAAACCCUGAAGUCAUCUGAUUAGCUUGCUGCAAAUUUAGAUAAUGAAAUGAGAGUCAACUGCAGAGAUAUGGCAGCUAGCAUUGUUAAAGAGAACCUGUGAUGAACUUUAUGAUAAAUGAUAGUCUCUGAAAUGCUCAAGCAAAAGGAGGAAGAGGUCAGUGCUCCUAAUGAACUACAGUGGUGUGUUCGUGUUUUCUGAAAAGCUGUGUUAGUCCGUUGCGUCAAAAACAACAAAAAGUCUUGUGAUAUCAGAAAAACUCUGGAGUUCUGUUUCAGUGAAUUGCAGCCCAGCUGAAUCUGAUGGUGUGGCCUGCAGACCAUUAAAAGCAUACAUCUUAAUAAAGUAUGCAUGUCUUUAACUCCCAUCCAUCAGGGUAAUUAAAAAAAUAAGAACAUCUUGCAUUACAAGGGCUGUAAUUUCUGGCCACAUGAGAACGCAAGCAAAGGUUAGGGGUAGUAUUGGGGUUGAAUGCACAUGUUUUAUAUUUCUUGAGGGGUCACUUCUCCCUCUCAGCAUUGUGGUUGGCUGAAAAAAAAUAGCAUAGGACUGUUCUUUUCUCCCAGCCAUUAACUUCUUUAAUCUGCUCCCCUUCCCCAAACAAACCCAACUCUAUAUAUAUUGCAACUGAUAAAACUGGGGGACAUUAUUUAUUCUUCAGGUGAUAAUGGUGUAAAGAUAAUGGUGUGAGUCUAGCUCAGUGCAAUUUUUUUAACAAAAUGUGGCUGUUGAAGACUAAAAAUGUUCCUGGGUUAAGGUUUCCCAAGACCUUUUGUAGCUGAAUGUUAGGACAGUUUGAUUCUGAAUAGGAGUCAUACUAAGGUUGCAAGAUAUCUUAGAUUCACAAGACAUGACCGGCAAAGAGGAGGUUUUAAUGCUUCUCCUUUCUGAGAGCAUGAAUCUGCCUUAUGCGUUGGAAGUUUAGCCACUUCUGCAUAUAUUUUCCUCAUAUGAAUGUAAUGGUGAAAUUAGGGAUAGAUUCACGUGUUCAGUUGCUGCGUUUCUUUCAUUGCUGUCCCCUGAUUUUAAAAAAAGCUCUGGGGGUCUGGGUGAUAUACAUAACCUUUUUGGACCUUGGAGGGCUGUGACCCCACACCCCCUGAUUUUUGUAAGCUACCUUGUGCUUUUCUGUGCCAAAAGAAAAAUUGGGGGCCAUGAUGAUUCUCAAAUUUGCCUCUUAAAACAUGGCAAAGUUACUCCUCUCGCCCCCCCAGAGGGAAAAGAGGGUGUUUUUUUAGUCCUUUAAAAAGUCAAAGUAAAUUUUGGCUGUGUGAAUAUGGAGGUACCGGAUGACAGGAGAGCUGGAGCCUGCCCUUGAGCCCUUGGGAGCCAUAUUUUGCUUACACUGAAUUAUUUGUAUGUCUUUAAGAACAAUGAGCUACUUCUGUUAACACAUCGUUGAAUGGUAAUAUGCAAACGAUAUGUGAAGAAGGAUAGUGCAUGUGAAUAUGGAGUAUUCUGCAUGCUAGGGCUAUAAGGUGCUGUGAUAACUUCAAUGCACAGCUGCAGAUGUGACUUGGUUUCCCCUGGCACUGCAGAAUAUUAGAAAUCAAAUGUAGAAGUCUAACCGUAUAGUACUUGCACAGAAAAGUAUGGGGAAAUUUGGGUUGUUUAUAACCAGUCUCUCCCAUUCCCUUUCAUAAUUUGCUGUGGUAUCUCUGCAGCAGGGCUGGGAAAUCUCCUGAGGUCUCAGAAGCUCCAACUCCAGGUCCAGCAAAAUUUUUGAACAUCAAAGAAAAGAAGUGUGGACAAGUAUGGAAACCAUAACUCAGCAGUGAAGUUGCAACUUAAGAACAUACAGAUUGCCUUCCUUGAUCAGACCUCAGAUCAUCGUCCAGCAUUUUGUGACCUACUAGGUUCUGUCUGCCAAAAUGCCUCUGGAAGUCAAAUGUCAUGAGCUUGGAAUGAAGGUCAUGAUAACCCCCUGUUGUUUGAACACCCCAGCUCUUGAUGCUUGAUGUAUAUUGUUUCUGAAUAUCAGAGGUCUGUCUAGUAUUUGUGGACAGAGUAACUCUACUGCACUUCACAAAGGGAAGAACAGUGCCAUGCCUGAAAAAUUGGCAAAAAAGGAUCAAGAAAUAGAUAAGAGGGUUGGAAGUCUUUAAAGUAUUUCCCUGUGCUAAACAGGUUGAUAUGAUGAUAUAUAUUAUUAUUUAUUUCCCUAUGCCAGAAGGGUUCUUAAGGUGAUGUAUGGCAUUUACAGUAUACCUGUAGACUUUUCCAUGGAGGUCACUCCAAGAGAUGGCAAACAUGAGAUUUUGGCAUGGGAAUUUGCACUCAGAAUAAUGAUUGCCAUGCUCAUGUAUAGAAAUGUCAGUUCAGGUUGGUUCUAUUAGGCAACCUAGAAACUCUACUAGUACUGUAGUCUCAACUGCCACUAAGUGGUAUAUUAUUUCUCUGUGCACUUUCUUUGUUAAGGGAUAAUUACUUCUGUCUGCUCGGGUGGCAAAAGUUAAUGGGUAGCACAGUUGUAUGCUUUCUUGCAACAGAUUAUAGAAGAGGCAUUUUUUCUUAUUUUGCCAGGAAGGAGAAAUAGGGAAAGCAAGUGGGAGCACUGAAAUACUUGGUUAUAGUUGCAAUCUUCCUCUCAACUGCAGUGAGCUUUGUUCCACUGAACAUAGCAGGAAUCCCUUCCAAACAGAUGGCCAGAAUCCUAUGGGUUAGUUAUGUCAAUGUGUAAAUCACAGCAGCAAAUUGCCACUACUUAAUGAGUUAAUACUUGUAUGCCUCAUUGCACACCAACUCAUGUGAUUGGCAUGUAGCAAAGGAGGGAUGCCAGUAGCAACUUGUUAACUAGUAGCAGUUUGCUGCACUUAACACCAGUGUACUUAAUACCAGUGUAACUGCUCAUUGGGAUUCUGGACCAUCUGUAUAGGCUUGAACUGUUAAUGGCUUUGAAGUAUGCUUGCAAACGUUAAUAUUAGUUUAGAGCAAUCCAUAGUGUGUGUUGGAAAAACGUGGAUGAUGUGUACAAAAAGUUUCUGAGUAGGCCACUUCCAUUUUUGUUUAAUGCUUUUCCUGCUGUAAACGGAGUUCUAAAACUUUUUUGUCACCAGGAGAAAACAAAGAGAUGUCAACGAAAAGCAAUGAAGGCAUAGUUUCUGUGAUACAGGCAUCUAAAACACUACUAAAAAGGGCCAUCGUAGCCAAUACCAUGCUAACUGUAUCCCUCUUAAGGGCUGAACUUAAGCCAAAUGAGAGCAUAUGUCAGGCCUGGAGGGUUCAGACUGCAUUAACACUGCCAGUGUCUGCUAAGCCAAGGUUCUGUGAAAGGUUAGGACACAUAUAUUGCAUGACUGCUGGGGAGAAUGACAGGAGAAAAGCUGGCUUAUGGCUGCAGUGAAAAGAAUUUGCUCAUGCAAAGUCCCAUAAUUAAGGCCUCUAAUGUGUGUGUCAUACUAUCAGUUCCUAUAACUUAGCCAUGCAUGGAAAAUACAGUCUGUAAAUCACUGUUAUUAAAUCAUCCCUGUAUAAAAUGACAGUUGGAGUGAGCCAUGGAAGCAAGAAA